Molecule: messenger RNA, 2637 nt
Organism: Aspergillus clavatus NRRL 1
Lineage: Eukaryota; Fungi; Ascomycota; Eurotiomycetes; Eurotiales; Aspergillaceae
Gene: cyc8
Product: putative transcriptional corepressor Cyc8
Exons: 8
Coding region: 1-2637 (878 amino acids)
Biological process (GO): regulation of gene expression
Molecular function (GO): chromatin DNA binding; RNA polymerase II cis-regulatory region sequence-specific DNA binding; protein binding
Source: RefSeq, a predicted model, not a curated record
AUGGCUCAUGCCCAACCAUCGCCAACUGGGGGCGUGACCCCCCACCAUGGCCACCUCGCAGCCCAUCCGCAAGUCAACGGCCACCUUCCGCUGCAGGCUCAAGGUCAAAAGGGACCUCCUUUGUCCACUGCUCAGAAAAUUGCCGCGCUUAACGAACAGGUCUGGCUCCAAAUUGGUAGCUUGACCGAGUUGAUGGGCGAUCUUGAUGGUGCCAUGAAUGCUUACGAGCAAGCGCUCCGGCACAAUCAAUGGUCAAUCCCUGCUAUGAAUGCCAUUUCUUGUAUCCUUCGCACCAAAGAACAAUUUCCGAAAGCGAUUGAGUAUCUUCAAAAUAUCCUGAAGCUGGAUCCAACAAGCGGAGAAACUUGGGGAAGUCUAGGUCAUUGCCAUCUGAUGAUGGACAAUCUGCAGGAAGCGUAUACCUCGUACCAGCAGGCACUAUAUCAUCUGCGUGAUCCUAAGGAACCCAAACUUUGGUAUGGAAUCGGUAUCCUGUACGAUCGAUACGGAUCCCUCGACCACGCCGAAGAGGCCUUCUCUCAGGUCAUGCGAAUGGCUCCCGACUUUGAGAAGGCGAACGAGAUCUAUUUCCGGCUGGGGAUCAUAUACAAACAGCAACAGAAGUUUAACCAGAGCUUAGAGUGUUUCAAAUACAUUGUUAGCGACCCACCUCGGCCGCUUACAGAGGAGGAUAUUUGGUUCCAAAUUGGCCAUGUUCAUGAGCAGCAGAAAGAUUUUGAUGCCGCUCAGACGGCCUAUAGAAGGGUCUUGGAUCGCGAUCCUAAUCACGCUAAAGUACUGCAACAACUCGGCUGGCUUUACCACCAGCAGAGCAAUAGUUAUGCAAGCCAAGAAAAGGCCAUUGAAUAUCUUGAGAAAUCAGUCAGUGCAGAACCGCCCCAUCUAGACAACAGUGACGCGCAGAGUUGGUACCUGCUUGGACGUUGCUACAUGUCGCAAGCCAAGUAUCCCAAGGCGUACGAAGCCUACCAACAGGCUGUGUAUCGGGACGGGCGCAACCCGACCUUCUGGUGCUCGAUUGGUGUCCUGUACUACCAGAUUAACCAGUAUCGUGACGCACUGGAUGCUUACUCACGUGCCAUUCGCCUGAAUCCGUACAUUUCAGAAGUGUGGUACGAUCUGGGGACUUUGUAUGAAUCAUGCAAUAAUCAAAUCGCGGAUGCUCUUGACGCGUAUGGCCGCGCCGCCGAUUUGGACCCGACCAACGUCCACAUCAAGGCACGCCUGCAGCUGCUCCAGAGCCAGCUAUCGGGCUCCAAUCAGAACGGCGCCCCGGCGCCCGCACCUCAGCCACAGGAUGUCCAUCCUCAGGCGUACCAGGCUCCUGGUGUUGGAGCUCCUCCAGCUCCUCAAUGGGGUGCACCAGCUCCAACUGGAGGUCCUCCCCCGCAGCCUCCGGCUCCCCCAAGGCAGAUAGCUGAUUGGAAUCGCGGUAUCAACGAAGUCCAGUCUCAGAGCCAGGCGCAACCCCAGCCAGCAAAUGGAUAUGAUCAUCGUGAUGCAGUCCGGGGCCCUGUGGCACUUCAGCAACCAAGCCCGCGCCAGGAGCCUGGAAGGGCAUUCCCUGAAAGUGUUCGUGCUCAACCCGCAGCUCGCUCCCCUAAGACUGUUGCCGGACCUAGCGCAUUUGGACCAACACAUGCGCUACCUCAACUGCCUAAUCCACCACCGCCACCCCAUGACCGUGCUCCUGGCGGUACUACUCCAUUUGGUUCUGCUGCACGGGGACCGCUACCGCCAGCCCCUGCUUCCGUUCCACCUCCGGCUGGUCCAGCUGGACCCAAUGGCACCCCCGCCUCUGCUGGACCUCUGCCGCCGUAUCCUCGCCCAUUCACUCCGCCAACGGAAAUUAGACCCAUUCGGGAGGAGCGGCCAUCCUCCCCCGGCUCCACAUAUCCUCAUCAGCAGUAUCACCAUGGCCCCAGCGUAUCUGUCCAGGUCCCUGGCAGCACUGGCAUCGCAGGGGGUGCUCCUCCUCCAGCAUCUGCGAUCACUGCUGCAGAAGCCGCUGCACGUGAGCGUGAAGAUCGCCCGGCGUCAGCUAUGAAGCGUGCACGGGAGUGGGAGACUGAACCUGGCCCAUCAAAGAAGGUUGCUAGCGAGGAAAACCGUGCACGCUUGGACGAUCAGGCGACUCGUCGUGUGACCCCUCCCAACCGCAUGCCAUCGCCGAAUGAGCUCCAGCGUCGGGGUUCCUCCGAGGCGCGACGUGAAGAUCAGCGCCGUGUGAAUGAAAGCUAUCAUCCCUCGGAGGCGGCCCACCACCCCCCCACUCUGCCAUCCAUCCAGCAUAUGCCCCAGAAUGCGACUGGUUCCAGCCUUCCUCCGAUGAACGAGGGUCCUGCUCCAUCUACCAAUGGACCUCCGCCAGGUGCCCCUACACCUCAGGUGCAGGUGCAGGUGAAACAAGAGCCCCCCCGAAGUGAGCAAGUUCCAGCUCAUGAACCGGCUGCGCGUAAGAUGGACGUUGAUGAAAAUUACGACGACGAUGGGGAUGAUGAGAAGCGGGCCAGCACCACGGCCAAGGCAAGUCCCACCGCUGGCAGCAGCAGCAGUAAUGGAGUGCUGAACGGUGGCUCCCAGAGCUCACAAUCGAAGCAAGAGUCCACAGCUUAA